AUGUCAUCGCACGGAUUCACGCCCGGCCGCAUUACUUUCAAAGACAGCCCGUUCUACACAAUCUUGGAGCAGCUCACUCCUACUGUAGAAUGCAAAAUACGCGAGCAAACGAGGGACAAUGUCGAGCUUAAAGUCGUCCUCUCCCCAACUGUAGCUUCAAGGUUGCAAGCUGAUCCCAAUCUUCGGGUAAUGGUUUAUUGCGCAGCGGACAGUGGCCUCAAUCAAUACACCAAGUCUGAUAUUGCUUUCCCUCACCAAGUUGAGCUCAAAGCGAAUUUGGACGAGGUCAAGGCUAAUCUGAAAGGCCUCAAGAAUAAGCCUGGUACAACGAGGCCCGCCGAUGUGACGAAUUACAUUCGCAAAAAACCUGGGUAUCCCAAUCAUAUUGUUAUGACUUAUGCGCUUACGCAAAAGGCAAGCACUGCAAGCCCACCCUUUCAGUCCCCACACAUCCUCUUUCCAUUUCAUCAUGUCAAUGCCCAUUAUCGCCACCCCAUUGAGGACCUUGUCUUGGAAUUGAAGACGAGGAAAACGAUCACAAAAGAGCAAGUAUUACGAGAAAUGAAGAAUAGAGCGGAUGAUUCCGACAUUGUUGCUACCUCCACUGUCAUGUCCUUAAAAUGUCCUCUUUCCACGCUGCGGAUCGAGGUUCCUUGUCGUACUGUCAUCUGCACCCAUAACCAGUGUUUUGAUGCAUCAUCGUUCUUACAGUUGCAGGAACAAGCGCCGACAUGGUCAUGUCCGGUUUGUUCCAAGGCCACGAGCUACGAAUCAUUGCAAGUUGAUCAAUAUGUUGAUGAUAUACUUCAUUCCACGUCACCGGAUGUGGAACAGGUCAUUAUUGAACCGGAUGGGAAGUGGUCGAGUCCAAAGGGGGACGAGUUCAAAGGUGCUGGUGGCGUCACUCCGGCGACAGACGACGAGGACGAGCUGGUCGAGAUCAAAGAACCUGGAAUUGUGCAUGUGAAGCAGGAGUCACUCUCAGCAUCAGGCCUCUCCCUAGAGCGGACACCGGCUCAAUCACGGGAGCCGUCAGCAACAUCAUCUGCAGCGCGUCUGUCCACUAACAAACGCUCAGCAGCCCAAGUGAUCGAUCUGACUGGUAGUGACGAUGACGGCGAGCUUUCCCCAGUCAGACCAGCUAAGCGUCUGGCAUCAAAUGCUCACCACCGGGCUUAUUCUCGACCAGAAUUUCGUAACUCGUUUAGCAGUGGGCUUGUAAACGGAGGAAAUCUCUCCUUUACAAACCAGACUAAUCCGAAAUCACCUAGACAUACUGGUGGUUAUGAUGCAUGA
Messenger RNA from Aspergillus thermomutatus, 1296 nucleotides. RefSeq names its product Siz/PIAS RING finger protein. Gene Ontology annotation, biological process: protein sumoylation. The transcript has 6 exons. The record is from RefSeq and is a predicted model, not a curated record. The coding region runs from base 1 to 1296 and encodes 431 amino acids. Gene Ontology annotation, molecular function: zinc ion binding; SUMO ligase activity. Lineage: Eukaryota; Fungi; Ascomycota; Eurotiomycetes; Eurotiales; Aspergillaceae.